GCUUAUCUAAUGCCGCUUGCUCUCCUGACAAGUUUGUUAACCAUUUAACCUCUCUAACUUCCCCCCCUCCAUCUUCUCUAUCUCACUUUGUCGCCGCCUACAAAUGUUACCGCCAAAAUCAGACCUUCGAGCCAGCUCGAUGCCGCACGUGGUUGCGCCGUCGGAGAGAGUCAUCGUCGCCGUCAAGGCGGAGAAGGUGAUCGCCAAGGCCGCGCUGGCUUGGGCUUUGUCUCACGUCGCGCGUCCCGGAGAUUGCAUUACGCUUCUCGCCGUUGUUCCAGAGCAAAAAACAGCAGAGAGGAAAUGGUUUUGGGGGUUUCCAAAGCUGAAUGGAGACCGCCGCCGCGACCUGGUGAACUCGGCGGAUCGAAUAUGUCAAAUCACCGACUCGUGCUCUCAGAUGGUUCUUCAAUUCAACGACCAGAUUGAUGUAAGAGUGCGGAUUAAGGUUGUGUCAGCCACUUUUGCCGGUGCAGUGGCUGCUGAAGCAAAGAGCAUUGGAGCCAGCUGGGUCAUACUGGACAAAAAAUUGAAACAUGAGCUAAAGGUAUGCGUGGAAGGACUACGAUGCAAUGUUGUAGUCAUCAAGGCAGGUUCGCAUCCAAAGGUCCUUAGGCUCAACUUAGGGUGCUCAGAAGAAUGGCCGCCACAAACACCCUUCUUUUCUGCUCACUCUUCACCCAUUUUGGACCAUCUAAAUCCACAUGGCUAUAGCCAGAGAAUGAAACAUUCAACUCCUGUUAGCAGUCCAGAGGAUCCAACAAGUCCUUUAUACAACAUGAGAACAACUCCACCACAAAAUCUAUCUGUUCUUCUUUGCCAGCACAAUCCACUAUAUGAAGGUCCUAAUAAUAACAAAAAUACAGGAAGGUUUUACAAAGAAAGUGACUUUGAGCGUGGUCGGGGAACCAAAGCAAUGGACUCAAUUGGGGAAAAAGUUGUUACUCUCUCAUCACGUAGUGGGAUAAGGGAAGCAGUAUCUUUAGGUAGUAAGGUCUCUUCAAAACCACCCCCGCUAUGUUCAACAUGUCAACUGAUCGCUCCAUCAUUUGGGAAGCCACCCAGGGAGUUUCCGUAUGAAGAGCUAGAGGAAGCCACAGAUGGGUUCUCCAGCAAAAAUUUUCUUGCAGAAGGAAGGGUGGGUUUGGUUCACAAAGGUAUUCUAAAGGAUGGAGUGGUGGUUGCUGUGAAACAGAUCAAGUUUCUUGGUUCUCAAGCUGAUGCUGAUUUCUCUAGGGAAGUGCGAGUCUUGAGCUGUGCACAGCAUAGAAAUGUGGUGCUUCUCAUCGGUUUCUGCAUCCAACGAAACAGGAUGCUAUUAGUUUAUGAAUAUAUUUGCCAUAAGUCCUUGGAUUUUCAUUUACAUGGAAACAGCGGUAAAGCUCCGGAUUGGCCAUCAAGACUGAAGAUAGCUACAGGGACAGCCAGAGGAUUACGCUACCUUCACGAGGACUGUAGGGUUGGAUGUAUAGUUCACAGGGAUUUGCGGCCGAAGAACAUUCUCCUAACUCAUGAUUUUGAACCUUUGGUUACAGAUUUUGGGCUAGCAAGGUUUCACAGUGAAUGGGACUUCUCAGAUGACAAACACCAUCUUGGAACUUCAGGGUAUUUAGCACCAGAAUUCUUCACUCAUGGAAAGGUUACUGAGAAAGUUGACAUAUACGCUUUUGGCCUUGUGUUGUUAGAGUUGAUUACUGGUAAAAGAACAAGUGACUUCCUCCUAUAUCACAAAUGGAAGAACAUUUUACUGGGGAAUCAUUACUACCCUUCAGCUAAGGUGGAUCCGAUUCAUAUUUUGGCAUAUAAGCAUCAGUUGUUGGACUCCAAUUUGGCAUCAACACAACUUCAAAACUUACCCCGUGAAGUACAUGCAAUGGGCUUUGCCGCUUCAUUGUGUUUGCAACGAGAACCUCACAUGCGUCCUCCCAUGUCAAAGAUCAUCAGGGUAUUAGAGGGAGGAGCUGCAGUACUGCCGCCGGAUUUAGACUCAAAUGUAGACAGCGAGAGAAAUCGUCUUCCAGAAUCAAGGAGGCAUUGUCGAAGACUUUCUUACUGAAGUGAAAAUACAUUUUCAAUACAUAAAUUGGUAAUUCUUUGAAAGAUAAAUUAGGCUUCACUCAUUUUGCAAUAUACAUGACUACAUGGUGAUUCUUAGAAGAGGUAAAAGUAAAUUACUGAAGUAUCCUUUGUGAGAAGAAUAUAGUCAAAUUAGAUUUACAAAGAGAUAACAAUGUAUGCACUACACUUUUGUGUAUCCUGUCUUUAAUAAAUUUUUCAUUUUACCCAAUUGAAUUAGUUUGGUAAAAA
Cuscuta epithymum is the source of this 2307-nucleotide messenger RNA. Lineage: Eukaryota; Viridiplantae; Streptophyta; Magnoliopsida; Solanales; Convolvulaceae. The record is from the annotation of a GenBank genome assembly.